Molecule: messenger RNA, 3592 nt
Organism: Hypomesus transpacificus
Lineage: Eukaryota; Metazoa; Chordata; Actinopteri; Osmeriformes; Osmeridae
Product: putative helicase mov-10-B.1
Exons: 23
Coding region: 130-3126 (998 amino acids)
Molecular function (GO): 5'-3' RNA helicase activity; RNA binding
Source: RefSeq, a predicted model, not a curated record
UUUCCGAAGAAACUCAUUUCAAAUCACAGGGCGAUUGUUGAUAUUUAGCUGCACGUAACUGUUGUGGCUUGAUCGUAAAUUUAAACUUUCAAUCUAUGUUGCGGAAUUGAUCCGUCAUCUUUAUACAACAUGAGUGGACGGAGUAUGCAGGCUCGUCGCCAAGUUGGACUGGAAUUCAUUGAAUUCUUAGAAGAAACAAAUCGAAGAUCCAUUACAGUCAAGCUCGAACUCCGUGACAUCUACAACUCCGAAUUCAGGAACAGAGCUCCUGGACUCAAGGACCCAAACUUCAGUGGGAUUCUGUAUGCUCUAAGGUUGUCCCGAAAAGCCAGGAUUUGCGAUGGACAAGUACACUUCAAUCCCAUGGUGAGGGCUUUUCAUCAAGAUCAGUGGCAAAGACCCCGCCCCCAGCCACCGCAGCAUGGGCUAUCCAAUGGCGUGCCUGUGCAGAAUGGAGUUUCUACUGACCAGGGCGCAGCCCCAGAGGUCUUGUCAGGGGUCCGUGCUAGGAGAGAACUAGCACAUCGUCUCAUCCAGAACCUGAAAGCCAACAGGGCUAUGUAUAUAUCUGACAAAGGGGGGGUCACCAUCACAACUGAUCAUAGUAUGGAGGAGGGGAGAAUUCGCAUCUCUGUGGAUGGAGUGACAGAGGUUUAUGUGGUCAGUCUGUUCGUGGAGAACAAGGGUUCGGGCCCGGUCCACUUCACCUACUACUCUGCCCUGCACUGGAUGAACUGCUUCAUCCUGGAAGAUGAGCACAAAGUCACCCGAGCCAACCCGCUCCAACUCCUACCUGGUGUUCGCUAUGAGAUCCAGGUCAAGUUCAAGCCUAGGAUGGUCGGCUUCUACCCCGCCACUCUGGCCUUCGAGUUCAAGACAGACCUCCUGCCCUCCACCCCGGCCUUCCACAUCGUCCGAUUCCUGGAAGCCCAGUGCGUCACCUCCCUGGCAAGGGAGCUGGCCCCCACAGCCCCCUACAGACGCCGCCCCAUUACAGCUUCCAACUCCCAGUACUUCACUGUGGAGGAUGGAGAGCCUCCUGAAAGCACGGCCAAGCUGCAUCUGGUCCAAGUGGUCCCGCUGAAGGACUACAAGGUGCCGGCCUAUGUAAUGGAGCUCGUUCGUGGCAAUAGGCCAGUGUUGGAAGGUGCUCUGAGCUGGGAGAACUACUCUCAGAAGUUCCAGCUGCUGCUCUACCUCGAAGAGCUGCAGAUGGAGGUGGACAUUAAGAAGUACAACAUGACCAAUCAGCCCAUGCACUUUCACCCCACCAAUAAGAGGUUCCUGGUUCUCGAUGUGCCAGGGGUGUCAGAGAACCGUCCGUCGGUGCUCAGGGGGGAUGCCCUGCUAGUCACCAAGACAGCCGAAGCAUCGCGAGGCUCAGCAGGCCUGGUGAAAUACAAAGGGUUUGUCUACAGAGUGGAACUGGAGACGAUCCAGCUGAACUUCAAUAAGAAGCUGUUGGCAAGCUUCAUAGAUGGAAUGCAGUUCAACGUUGAGUUUACAGUUAGCCGCCUUAUAACUCGCCUCCAGCAGAGGGCAGUAGAGAUGGCCUCCCAAUACAAGCUGGGGGAGGUGCUGUUUCCUUCUGAGAAAGACUCCGUUCCCAUGCCAGACCUCCCUGAUCUCAGGCUUUACGACGCGAAGCUGGAGAAGAACCCAGAACAGCUCAGAGCUAUCCAGAACAUUGUGGCUGGCUCCUCCAGACCUGCUCCUUACCUGGUGUUUGGCCCACCAGGAACAGGAAAAACGGUGACUGUGGUGGAGGCCAUUAAACAGUUAGUGAAGACGAACAGCUUCAACCACAUCCUGGCCUGUGCUCCGUCCAAUAGUGCGGCAGAUCUGCUGUGUAAGAGGAUUGUAGAACACGUUGACAAGCGGCUGGUGUUGCGCAUGUACGCCAGCAGCCGCAACCCCUGGGACGUGCCUGAGGAACUACUGACGUGCUGUAACCUGGAUGAGGACGGGGAGACCUUUGUGUUUCCCUCGAAGGAGAGUCUUAUGGAGUACAAGAUAAUGGUCACCACCCUAGUGACUGCUGGAAGGUUUGUGACUGGAGGAGUGCCCCAGGGUCACUACAGUCAUGUGUUUGUAGAUGAGGCAGGACAUGCAGUGGAGACAGAGUGCAUUAUUCCCCUGGCAGGACUGCUCCAGCCUGGGUCAGGUCAGGUGGUUCUGGCUGGAGAUCCCAAACAGUUAGGACCCAUCCUGAGAUCUCCUCUGGCCAUCAAGCAUGGGAUGGGGCUAUCUCUGCUGGAGAGGCUGAUGAAGGAUGUGUCGCUGUACCAGAAGGGAAGUAGAGGGACCUACAACGACCGCUAUGUUACCAAACUACUGCGCAACUACAGGUCUCAUCCUGCCAUCUUGAAGAUUCCCAACGAGCUCUUCUACGAUGGAGAGCUCCAGGUGUUCGCCGACAAGAUUGUUCGCAACUCCUACUGCAACUGGGAACAUCUGCAGAAGCAGGGUUUCCCCAUAAUCUUCCAUGGAGUAACUGGUCGUGAUGAGCGUGAGGCUAACAGCCCCUCCUUCUUCAACGUGGCAGAAGUAGAGAUCCUGAUAGAAUACUUGAAGAAGCUCUUCCAGACCCAGGGCAAGAAAGGCCUGGCAAAAAUCAGCCCCAAGGAAAUCGGGAUUAUUGCCCCAUACAGGAAACAGGUGGAAAAGAUCCGCAAGGCCAUCAAGAUAGUGGAGAAGGAGCUUAAGAUGAACUUUAAAGACUUGAAGGUGGGCUCAGUGGAGGAGUUCCAGGGACAAGAGAGGAAGGUGAUCCUGGUGUCAACAGUUCGCAGCUCCCAUGAAUACGUCAAGCUAGAUCAAAAGUUCAGCCUUGGCUUUGUCAAGAACGAGAAGAGAUUCAACGUGGCAACGACACGAGCCAAGGCCUUGCUUGUUGUGGUGGGAAACCCCAUAGUUCUGAGAGAAGACCCUAUAUGGGGCAGGUUCAUCCAGUACUGUGAGGAUCAAGGGACUGCUGCUGCUUUUUACUGUCACGCCAUGGAGGAGGAGGAGGAAGUGCUGGUGGAGAGACUGGCUGCUCUCUACCUUCAAGCAGAGCCUCAAGUGGACACGGAAGAGAGUAUGACUCAGCAGCUUUUGGACCCGGAGUGGAGAAACGAGGUGUGAGCCCAUGGCACUCGGGAAUCGUUCCAGAACACACACACACACUCAUCCACAACCAGUACUCCUAGGAAGGAGGGAGUGUGUGGUUUUAGUUUUGGAGAGUGGACUCUGACUAGACUGGACUGAACUGGAAUGGACCCAUCCCGAAGACUAUGGAACAUGACAGCCUAAAGAACUUCGGAAUCCCAUUUUUCUCAUUAGAGUUUAUUUCUUCUGAUAUAUGUCAAGGUCUGAAGCCCUCUGGAAUGUUUUCACUUUUCAGAGAAUCCCUCUGCCCUGCCUUUAAAGUGGUCUCUUGAUCCAGUGGUUUCUUGGAUGCCAUUAUCUUACAGUUUUCCGUGUCUUAGCCAAAGUGCCUUUCAUGACCAAAGCCCUUCAAAUUGAAAAGUACUUGGACUUAAUGGAGAUGAUUAUCAGCACUUUGUUGGAUGAAUUAUUUUGUGAUUAAAUGGAAGUUGAGCUCACUGUG